AUGUUUGCUAACAGGCACCGCAGUUCUGUGCCAAGCGCUAACGAUGUGCUCAUCCCGGAGACGCUCUUGAAGAAGCGUAAGGCCGAUGCUAAGCUCCGUGAGGAGAACCAGGCCAAGGCCCUUGAGCUCCGUAAGGCCCGCAAGCAGAAGCGUCAGGUUAUCUUUAAGCGCGCUGAACAAUACGUGAAGGAGUACAAGGCUGCGGAGCGUGAGCAGAUCCGCUUGCGUCGCCUGGCCAAGUCGCAGGGCGACUUCUUCGUGCCAUCCCAGCCUCGUGUGGCUUUCGUGAUCCGUCUGCGUGGUGUCAGCAACAUUCCACCCAAGCCACGUAAGAUCAUGCAGCUGUUGCGCCUUCGUCAGAUUAACAACGGUGUCUUCGUGAAGCUGACGGCGGCCACUCAACAGAUGCUUCAGUUGAUCUCGCCAUACGUGACAUGGGGCGAGCCGAACCUCAAGUCGAUUCGCGAGCUCAUUUACAAGCGAGGUUACGUCAAGGUGGACAAGCAGCGCAUUCCUAUCUCGGACAACAGCGUCAUCGAGGCUCACCUCGGCAAGUACGGCAUCAUUUCGGUGGAAGACCUUGUUCACGAGAUUGCGACGGUCGGUCCUAACUUUAAGGUGGCGAACCGUUUCCUGUGGCCCUUCCAACUCUCUAGUCCGACGGGCGGCUUCCAGAAGCGGAAGUUCAACCACUACAUUGAGGGUGGUGAAUACGGUGACCGUGAGUCGGACAUCAACCGUCUUGUUCGUCGCAUGAACUAA
Malassezia globosa CBS 7966 is the source of this 762-nucleotide messenger RNA. RefSeq lists its product as uncharacterized. Gene Ontology annotation, molecular function: structural constituent of ribosome; RNA binding. Gene Ontology annotation, biological process: maturation of LSU-rRNA from tricistronic rRNA transcript (SSU-rRNA, 5.8S rRNA, LSU-rRNA). The record is from RefSeq and is a predicted model, not a curated record. Gene Ontology annotation, cellular component: cytosolic large ribosomal subunit. The transcript has 2 exons. The coding region runs from base 1 to 762 and encodes 253 amino acids. Lineage: Eukaryota; Fungi; Basidiomycota; Malasseziomycetes; Malasseziales; Malasseziaceae.